This is a messenger RNA of Mastomys coucha (southern multimammate mouse), 5741 nucleotides long. It is a transcript of the gene Phf14, whose product is annotated as PHD finger protein 14. The transcript has 17 exons. Gene Ontology annotation, biological process: regulation of transcription by RNA polymerase II. The record is from RefSeq and is a predicted model, not a curated record. Bases 337 to 2982 code for a protein of 881 amino acids. NCBI's taxonomy places the organism in Eukaryota, Metazoa, Chordata, Mammalia, Rodentia, Muridae.
CCUCGACUGUGGAAAUUCUGGGUCUUUUGUUGCUCCUGGUGCAGGCUAAUAAAGUUUUCUUUUUAUUUCCAGUUUUUACCGGGGCAGUUCCCCUCGCAGGGCGGCGGUUCCGGGCCUGGCGCCCCUGGCCGGGGAGCGCGGGGGAAGGGGCGCCGGGCGGGCGCGGGGCGGGGGGAGGGACCGUAGCCGCCCCCGGGGUCGCCCCUGCUCGAUCGGCGCACCGCCCUGCCUAAAUAGCUGCUCUCCGACUUGUCUCCUUGGCCCUCUGCGCGUCCCUGCUGCCUUGCCUCGCGCAGCCUUCCCUAGGUCUCCAAACGACCACCUCACGGAUUCCUUAUGGAUCGCAGCUCCAAGAGGAGGCAGGUGAAGCCUUUGGCCGCUUCUCUCCUGGAAGCUCUUGAUUAUGAUAGUUCAGAUGACAGUGAUUUUAAAGUUGGAGAUGCUUCAGAUUCUGAAGGGAGUGGUAAUGGAAGUGAAGACCCUUCAAAGGACAGUGGAGAAGGUUCCUGUAGUGAUUCUGAGGAAAACAUUUUAGAAGAAGAACUGAAUGAAGACAUUCAAGUAAAAGAAGAACAGCUUAAAAAUUCUACAGAGGAAAUAAUGUCAUCAGACAAACAGUUAAUUAAAAUGGAAAAGAAGGAAGAAGAUGAAAAUGGAGAAAGACCUAGAAAGAAAAAGGAGAAAGAGAAGGAGAAAGAAAAGGAAAAAGAGAAGGACAAAGAAAAAGCAACAGUGUCUGAUAGUGCAGCUGCUUCUGCUGCUGGCACCACACCAGCCACAAGUCCUCCUGCUGUUACCUCCCCUCCUGUCCCUACCACCACCACCACCACCACAGAGGAACAAAUCAGUGAGCCCAAGAAAUGGAAUCUUCGUCGAAACCGGCCCCUCUUGGACUUUGUAUCCAUGGAAGAACUGAAUGAUAUGGAUGAUUAUGACAGUGAGGAUGAUAAUGACUGGAGACCUACUGUAGUAAAGAGAAAGGGGAGAUCGACAUCUCAGAAGGAGGGCAGUGAUGGAGACAAUGAGGAUGAUGAAGAUGAGGGAAGUGGGAGUGAGGAAGAUGAGAAUGAUGAGGGCAAUGAUGAAGAUCAUAGCAGCCCUGCUAGCGAAGCAGGUGGCAAGAAGAAGAAGAGUAAAGUUCUUAGCAGAAACAGUGCUGAUGAUGAGGAACUGACCAAUGAUAGCCUGACCCUAUCUCAAAGCAAGAGUAAUGAGGACUCGCUGAUUCUUGAAAAGAGUCAAAACUGGAGUUCUCAGAAAAUGGACCACAUUCUGAUUUGCUGUGUUUGUCUUGGAGAUAAUAGUGAAGAUGCAGAUGAAAUAAUCCAGUGUGACAAUUGUGGCAUUACAGUUCAUGAAGGUUGUUAUGGAGUUGAUGGGGAGAGUGACUCUAUUAUGAGUUCGGCUUCUGAAAACUCCACUGAGCCUUGGUUUUGUGAUGCCUGUAAAUGUGGUGUAUCUCCUAGCUGUGAGCUAUGUCCUAAUCAAGAUGGGAUUUUCAAGGAGACGGAUGCUGGAAGAUGGGUCCACAUCGUUUGUGCCCUAUAUGUUCCUGGAGUAGCCUUUGGAGAUAUUGAUAAAUUACGACCAGUAACAUUAACAGAAAUGAACUAUUCUAAAUAUGGUGCCAAGGAGUGUAGCUUUUGUGAAGACCCUCGCUUUGCUAGAACUGGAGUUUGCAUUAGCUGUGAUGCAGGCAUGUGUAGAGCCUAUUUUCACGUUACUUGUGCCCAGAAGGAAGGCCUGCUUUCAGAGGCAGCAGCAGAAGAGGAUAUAGCAGAUCCAUUUUUUGCUUAUUGUAAGCAGCAUGCAGACAGGUUAGACAGAAAAUGGAAAAGAAAAAACUACUUGGCUCUACAAUCCUAUUGUAAAAUGUCAUUGCAAGAGAGAGAAAAACAGCUAUCCCCUGAAGCACAGGCAAGGAUCAAUGCCCGACUACAGCAAUAUCGUGCCAAGGCAGAGCUUGCUCGAUCUACCAGACCACAAGCCUGGGUUCCAAGGGAAAAGCUACCCAGACCACUCACAAGUAGUGCUUCAGCCAUUCGUAAGCUUAUGCGCAAAGCAGAACUGAUGGGAAUCAGUACGGAUAUCUUUCCAGUGGACAACUCAGAUACUAGUUCUAGUGUGGAUGGAAGGCGGAAACAUAAGCAGCCAGCUCUCACUGCUGAUUUUGUGAAUUACUAUUUUGAGAGAAAUAUGCGCAUGAUUCAAAUUCAGGAAAAUAUGGCUGAACAAAAGAAUAUAAAGGAUAAAUUAGAGAAUGAGCAAGAAAAGCUUCAUGUAGAAUAUAAUAAGCUCUGUGAAUCAUUAGAGGAAUUACAAAAUCUGAAUGGGAAACUUAGAAGUGAAGGGCAAGGGAUAUGGGCCUUACUUGGCCGAAUUACAGGGCAGAAGUUGAAUGUACCAGCAAUCUUACGAGCACCUAAGGAGAGAAAACCAAGUAAAAAAGAAGGAGGCACACAAAAGACGUCUACUCUUCCUACAGUGCUUUAUAGUUGUGGGAUUUGUAAGAAGAACCAUGAUCAGCAUCUUCUUUUACUGUGUGACACCUGUAAACUGCAUUAUCAUCUCGGCUGCCUUGAUCCGCCGCUUACACGGAUGCCGAGAAAGACAAAAAACAGCUAUUGGCAAUGCUCAGAGUGUGACCAGGCAGGGAGCAGCGACAUGGAAGCAGAGAUGGCCAUGGAAACCUUACCAGAUGGAACGAAACGAUCAAGGAGACAGAUUAAGGAGCCAGUGAAGUUUGUCCCACAGGAUGUGCCACCAGAACCCAAGAAGAUUCCAAUAAGAAACACGAGAACCAGAGGACGAAAGCGAAGCUUUGUUCCUGAGGAAGAGAAACAUGAGGAAAGAGUUCCUAGGGAAAGAAGGCAGAGGCAGUCUGUGUUACAGAAGAAGCCCAAAGCUGAAGACUUAAGAACUGAAUGUUCAACUUGCAAAGGAACUGGAGAUAAUGAGAAUCUUGUCAGAUACCCUUCAUGAGACCCAACUCUGCCACAGCUCAUCCUCGGAGGCAAUCCCGGAAACCACUUUUAUAAGUGUGAUUUUAAAAAUGUGGAUAAAACUCUCAAUAGAGCAUAUAAACUAAAGGAGAACAGCUAUCUUGUCCUUCCCAUGAGCUUAUCACUGCAAAAAGUGCUUUUGCUUGUCAAGUUUGGAUAGAAUGUAAUUGAUUGGUUUAUUAUAUGGGUAGACAAGGCAGUUAAUUUGCCUGUGUGGAUUUUUUCCCUUUUUCUAUUUUUGUUCUCUCUCUUUCUUUCUCUCCCCCCCUCUCUCUGUUACAAUACUCAGAAACACUUGGAGUAUGCAUUAUUAAAAACAAUAGUGGUAAUGUCUUGUCAGAAUUAUUUUAGUUGGUAAAUGUCUUCCCUCUUGUUUCUUUGGCGAAAGUCAAUACAGUAUUUGGACUGAAAACUAAAGGAAGCCAGUGGGACUUGCCUGCUCUGUGCUACCCUGUUACUGAAAGAUUCUCUCUCUGAUAUUUGUUUGUAAAAAGGACAAUGCUUUCCACUGAUCUGCAAGUCUGUAUUACCUCAUUUACUGUGUAUGUUAUACACAAAAACAACCCUAGACUCUUAUAUAAUGCUAUUUCUAUUGUGUAUUUAGCAAAAGUGAAGGACUGGUGAAGAUUACAACUCUUUGAGUACUUUGGAAGCACUUGAUGUCAGCACGGACAUUCUAUAACUAGAAUUUAAACUCAAGAAUGAAAAUAGUAUCUGUAUUAGUCUUUAGGUAUUUUUUUCAGAAAUAUCCACAUUUAUUCCUUAUUGUUUUAUUUAAUAUGAACUUUCUGUGUUCCAUAUAAUCUUACUUUUUGAACUUAAAUGUGAAGCUAUGAAAUGAGGGAAGAAAUACAGAGCUCGUUGAGUAUACAGCCUGCCUGCUGAACAAUCUUCACCAGCCCCUGUGUCUUCCCAGAGGUUCACAGAUUUAUAUUUGAUCCUCAUGCUUUACUGAUCCACUUUAAAGUCAACGGCAGAAAUACUUUGAAUAUUGUACUACUUAAUCUUGAACUGAUUUAGAAGAGCCUGCUGAAAUUGAAAUACACAUAUACAUGUAAAUUGUCAAACUGUCUCUUGAAAUUCCAUUGUUUAUCAUUGUGAGUUUGGACUUUUUCAGGUAUAAGGGCAUUUGGAAUAGUUUAAACUUUAGAAUUAGAAUAGCAAGUGCUGUAGAUAGUAAAUGCAAGUGUAAUUGUAAAGCUGGUGUUUCUAGUAAUCUGUAGUUACAAGAAUCAUAUGAUUGUAUAAACUGUUUAGUAAAAUUAAACAUGUAUGAAAUAAUGUAUAAGGAUACUAGUAGUUUAUUGAUCUUACUCCACUGGAAAAAUACUCAUAAUUCUUAGAAAAAGAAAUAUACUUUCUUUGAAUAUAAAGAAGAACCAAUUGACAUUACUUAACUUAUAGAGAAAAUGAUGAACUCCAGCAAAAUUUAAGAGAAAUGACAAUGGAUGUUUACCAUUUUUCAAGUGAACUAUGCUUUAGUCCAAUUGUCUUUUAGCAUAAGGUAAGAAAAUAUUAAUGGAUAUUUUUAAAUUUAGGGUUUCUUUUUCCCUCUGAUGGGUUUCUGUUUGGGUUCUGAGAAGUCAUAGGUAGCAUGGUUGUAGUAGCAGUGUUAACCAAAAGCUUUUCCACAGUCAUUAACUAUUACAACAGUGUAAUUGUCAUUCUUUACCAUUCAGUUUUUAGUGGUAAAUUAUACUCUUCCAGGUCUGGUAAAAGACCCAUGUUACAUGUUGUCACAGGUCCUACAUGAUAUAUUCUUAAAAGUCAUACUCAAAACAGAAUGAAGCAUUUCUUCUAAAAAUCUAAAUGAAGAACAAAAUUAACUUUUGCCCAUUAUUGGCCUUUUGCUCUUCAAGAUAAAAAUUAAUGUUUAUCUGAGAAAACAUUUGUAAGUAAUUUAUAUCUUAUAAAUAUACAUAAGAGAAUGACAGCUCAAGUAUUUGACAGUUAUUUGUUGCAGAAUAGGAAACAGAAGAAAUAUUAAAAUGUCAGGAAGGAGCUGAUAUUUUAAGGGAGAGUGCUUAAUUGGUAAAGUGCCAUAUUAGCAUCAGUAUGUACCCAUGUGAAAAGCUGGCACAGGCUUAUAACCCUAGGAAUGCAAAACACAGACAAAAGGAUCUCUGUGACUGACUGGUCAGCCACCCUACAGAUUUGACAAAUACCAGGCCAAUGAGAGACCAUAUAUCAAAAAAUAUGGUGGAGGAUUUCUGAAGCUGUAUGGCAGCCCAACAUACACACACACUCAUAAGCACUUGUACACACACAUACACAGACACACACACAAAUGAUAUUACCUCACCUAACACAUAAUAUUGGGAAGGAAGUUAAAUGCCUCUGAAUUACAAAUUAGCUGAUAUACAAAACAGUAAUUUAUCAGAGUCAUGGGAAGACUUUUUUGAGACUCGGUUAGCUAUCAUCUUCUCCUUAUCUUCCAGCCCCACCAAAUGUUCUCUUCGUGGCUUUCUGGAGUUUCUAAUUCUGUAGGUCUACGAUGAAACUCAAAAACCUGAGUCCAUAGAAGGUUUUAAGUAGUGUUGAUUUAGCUGGUCAUGGAUGUUACUUUGAGAACAAUUCAUAUACAGUUAUUUGUUUAAAAUAGUCAUUAAUUUAUUCAAUGUUGAUUAAUAAUGAGUGUGGGUUUAAUGCCUUUAAAGGAUUCUUCAAUUUCUCAAAAGAUUUAUUUCUAGACAGAGGGUUUGUAGAAAAGUAGUAACUUCUGAAACAUAUAAAGUACAA